AUGCAAAUAAAACUUAAGAGACGAUCUCUUAUUGGAUUUAGUGUGAUUAUUGUGAUAUAUUUCAUUUAUUUACGUGCAACUCGUAGUAAUCGUGAAGCAAAAAAUGUUGACAGUGAUUUGUUCAUUAGUUUAGAUGGAGAAAAUAACAAUAAUCAAAAAUCAAGGUUUCGUGAUUGGAAUGAUUACAAACUUACUGAAGAAGAAAAAACAAGAAAUGGUUUUGGUGAGCAUGGAGCUGCAGCAAUUUUGACAAAUUCAUCAGAAAUUGAUCUGAACGAGAAACUUUACCACGAGACUGGAUUUUCUGUCGUAGUUUCUAAUAAAAUUUCUGUCAAUCGUUCGUUAGAUUCGGUGGUCCAUUCAAAUUGUUCAAAUGUUAAAUAUUACGCAACCUUGCCAAAUGUUUCUGUCAUCAUCAUCUUUCACAAUGAAGUUUUGAGUGUGUUGCUUCGGACAAUUCACAGCGUCAUUAAUCGCACACCUGCUGAACUUCUUCAUGAAGUUAUUCUUGUUAAUGAUUACAGCACUAACGCAGAACUUUACGAUCCUUUAAAAAAAUAUUUGCUGGAAAAUUUUCCGCCAAAAGUAAAAAUUAAGAAUUUAGAAAAACGAAGCGGAUUAAUCGUUACAAGAAUGGAAGGCGCUCGUUCAGCAUCUGGGGAAGUUCUUGUAUUUUUCGACUCUCAUAUUGAAGUUCAAAACAAUUGGUUGCCACCGCUGCUACAACCUAUUGUAGACGACAGAAAGAUUUCCACUCUUCCAAUUAUUGAUUAUUUGGAUCCUUUUACAUUUGAAUAUUUGCCAGGACAAAGCAAUUUCCAAGGAAGUCGAGGAGUCAUCGAUUGGUAUCUCGAUUUUCAAGAACUUCCCAAAUUACCAAAUGAUCAGAUGAAUGAUUUGAAACCAUAUCCAAAUCCUAUUAUGCUUGGAGCUGCUUUUGCCAUUGACAGAAAGUUCUUUAUUGAUGAACUUGGUGGUUACGAUGAAGGUUUGCAAAUAUGGAAUGGCGAGAAUUAUGAAUUGAGUUUCAAACUGUGGAUGUGUGCAAAUAGAAUUUUAACUGUUCCAUGUUCGCGAGUAGCUCAUUAUUUUAGACAAAUUAAUCCAUCGAGGGUUAGCAAAGACGAUUACGUGGCGAGAAACUUUAUGCGCAUCGCUGAGGUUUGGCUUGACGAAUAUAAAACUCUUCCAAAGCAACUUGAACCAAAACGAUAUGAAAAUGUCGAUCCCGGGGACCUUACAAUUCCUAAAGCUGUGAAAAAACGAUUAAACUGUAAACCAUUUCGAUGGUUUUUGAAUAAUAUUGCACCAGAUAUGAUUGAAAGAUUUCCACCACUGGCUGAUCCACCUAAAUUUGCAUCUGGUGCAAUUCAAAGUGUUGCCAAUCCUCGUCUUUGUAUUGACAACAUGGGGAAGUUAAAUGAUGAGAAAAUCGGACUUGAUGAAUGUUCUCAUGACAUGCUGAAUCCCAGUUUGAAUCAAAAUUUCAUUUAUUCAUUUCUCAAAGAUAUAAGACAAGAUCAUGGUCGUCACGAGUUUUGCUUGGACUCUUAUGAAUUAAGAUUAACUGGAUGUAACAAUUUAUCAUUUGGAAAUCAAUUCUGGAUAUACGAUAAGGAUUCCAAAGAAAUCAUCAUGAACACUUCCACCAAAAAGUGUUUAACAAUAAUUCUUGUAAAUGAUUCAUUAACUCUUGAUGAGUGCAAUAACGAAAUGACACAAAAAUGGAAUUUUGCGUAUGUAAAUGAAACUGCUUAUGAAUAUUUUAAUGACAUUUUUGGUUAUCGUAGUAUAUUAAGUUAA
Clunio marinus is the source of this 1803-nucleotide messenger RNA. Lineage: Eukaryota; Metazoa; Arthropoda; Insecta; Diptera; Chironomidae. The record is from the annotation of a GenBank genome assembly.